AUGGCAGAAGAUCCGGAGAAGUUAUUUCUUAUGGAGUUUUUGGUGGAGAGUGUGUAUGUUCAUAAACAUGGUGGACAGAUGAUAGGUGCUACAGAGUGGAUGAUGUGCGGGCCAACUGCCGUUUCGUUUCAGUUCAUGACGUUUCCCACAUUAGAGAUACUAGAGACGGAAUUCCCUGGCAAAGGAUGUCCAGGGUCUGAGCCACAAAUGUUCGAGAGCGGUAAAUCGUGUUUGUUUUCCCUGCCUGAGAGAGUAUUGCGAAAUGCCCCUGGGGAAUUAAUAAUCAAUGUGGAAGUUUCGAAGAACCUCCCGGCAGGUUGUUCACCCAGUAUGUUGAAAGUGGGGGAAACUAAGAUUGACUUUACAAACGAAUUCAAUUCGGUUGUUAGCGAUAUCUACAAAAAUCCUAAUAAAAUUCCUGCAACGAAAUCGCGGAAGGAGUGUUAUGCUCUUCGGCAUCAAGGGGGUGUUGUGGGUCAGAUUAAACUUUUCAUUAGAUUGUCAUGUUUUGGUAAGUUGAUUAUCACCCAGUUCACAUUGGCCAGUGGCAAAAGCUAUUUAUUUAAGGGUAACAAAGACACCCUUUACAAAUGCCAGGAAGUGGAUACAGAAACGCCUAUUUCUGCCCCGUGCGGAGCUGGCGUUGGCAGAUUUUUCCCUCAAGCUACGGAUUUAUUAUCUGCUGUUGGGCAGCGCCUGGGAAUUAGCCAUGGCGGCCAGGGUGAACAUGCAGGCAUCGCAGUUGCCCCGAAUACUUGCGCUGCAAUGCAUGCCAUGGAGGCAGCAGAGGCCGGAUUGCCUUGCGAGUGGUUUAGUGCGUCCCGUGGUACUCCGGCUCCGAAAUGUGGACCAGGGAAAGGCCCUGCGUGUUUUAAGAUAACGAAGGGCCAGCACGGUGAUCAGCCUCCAGAACCUCUUAGCUCUCUGCAGAACCCUCAGUGUGCAGCCACAGUGGACGACGCCUAUGUCUUGCGCGUAGGCAAACGGUGUACGAAAGGCUGUGAUGAAAAGGAACAACUUGAGUUAGAACUAAGGGCGCCGCCCCAACGUUAUAAAGACACCAAAGAAACCCAGUGGGAAGAGUUGGCCGAAGAAGGAAAGGGAAAGGGCAAGAAAGGAAAGAAGGAGAAAGGAAAGAAGGGAAAGAAAGGGAAGAAGAAGAAAUAG
Gryllus bimaculatus (two-spotted cricket) is the source of this 1167-nucleotide messenger RNA. The record is from the annotation of a GenBank genome assembly. NCBI's taxonomy places the organism in Eukaryota, Metazoa, Arthropoda, Insecta, Orthoptera, Gryllidae.